Molecule: messenger RNA, 3030 nt
Organism: Sordaria macrospora k-hell
Lineage: Eukaryota; Fungi; Ascomycota; Sordariomycetes; Sordariales; Sordariaceae
Biological process (GO): response to starvation; autophagy
Cellular component (GO): cytoplasm
Molecular function (GO): protein binding
Source: RefSeq, a predicted model, not a curated record
AUGGCAGGCUCGCCUGGGAAUCUUAUUAGUUUGGCAGGCGAGUCACCUCCUACGGCUCCCUCGUCAUAUACUCCUUCAUCGUUUGAAGACACGCGCGGCAUGUCCUCUGGCUGGUCUUCUCCCAGGCCUCCCAGCAACCUCUAUGCAGCCUCGGUAUCGCCUCCGACUGCGGGCCGCCGGCCGAUGAGUUUCCACAUGGCUAAAUCCCCUGCGGAGCUUCACGGACACUUGGGCGAGCCAGAAUCUAGGAGAAACUCAAUGCACUCGCAUUUUGCGCGUGCUGGGAACCCGCCGCUGCCUCACCAACCGCAACCCCACUUUUAUGCUGCCCCCGACUUUAACCUGGACACCCAUCGCCAUGACGGCAUCAAGGCGGGUGAACGAGGAUACUAUUUUGGAUACGACACCAUCGCCUCUCCAUCCCUGGACCAUGUCAUGAGGAACGACAAGGUCGUCUUGGCUGGAUACGAAGGGGGUUUAGAAGUUCACAAGCUGACAAAGGGAGGUCGUUUGGAACCCUUUGCGAGUUUGAAGGGAUUGCGCGGAGGCGUGUAUCACGCCACGGUUCUACCUUGGGUAGCUGCGCAAGCGGACAUCUUUCCGCUGAUAGCUGUUGUUGUUCAUGGUCCCGAUCUUCCUCCUAUUCAGUCAGCUCCUGGCUCGGCUCCCAAAACCGAGGGCGACUAUGAUGCCGUGUCUAAGGAUAGGUCCGAGGCCAUGGCUAAUGUCCCACUUGAUACUCCUAAGGAUACGUCUGGUGAUAGGGCAACGCCUGGUUUCAUAGAGUGUUAUCAGACGACCGUUGAGGUAUACUCGCUGAAGACCAACAAGUUAGUCGACAUUUUACUCGAAGCACCGAAAAUCCCCUUGAAAACUUCAGUUCUCAGCCCGAUCUUCCAAGCGCCCCUCCCGUCUGGUGCUUUCCACAUCCACGCAGAUGGUGGAAAUGUGGUCAUAUCGUCUGGAGUCACUGGCGAAUGCUGGGUGUACCAGCAGGUGGUAACGGACGAACCCGCGCCGCGUUUCGUUUGCCAGGGCAAGCUUUGGACAACACUCCAACAGACCCCGAGAGGUAGUGAGGGAUCGCAGGAUUUGGACCGGAAUUACACUCCAGUGCCGCCUCGUCCAUGGCCCCAGACUGCAAUUCUGAGCGUCAGAGGCAAAUGGAUGGCUUACUGCCCGGCUACGCCGUCUUCGCAGAUAAGUCUUCGAGCGACUGUUCCGGUGCCAAUCUACGGUCGGGCACCGAAUCUAUCUUCGCUGACGCCUGGUCAGCUGCCACCGGCUUCUUCCGAGAUUGAUCUUCCGCUGGGCGACAGUGUUGUGAACAAGAUUGUGCGAGAUGCGACCCAGGAGCUUAUUCAAGGUGCCAAAUGGGUUGGUAAGCAGGGUUGGCAGGCUUGGAACAGUUACUGGAACCCGCAAGCAAAUCUAACCAGCCGAUCUCCUGUUCUCGCCCCUCAAAGCUGGGGAGGAUCUGCCCAGCCAGACCCUUCUCAGUUUCCUCCGACACAUGGUGCCAUUACUCCGCCAGUCGUGAAGGAUCCGAACAUGAUCUCUAUUGUGGAUUUAGAGACACUGUCUUCAUCCACCACUGUCCAUCCGGUUACCAGCUUCCACAUUUCCCAGGGCUGCAGCUUCCUGUCUUUCUCUCCUUCUGGCUUGUCUCUCUUCACCGCCAGCUGCAAGGGAGAUGUCCAGACUGUCUGGGACUUGAUGCGUUUGCAGUGCACCAAAUCGUCGCCCUUGCAGGGUGCUGGCUUGUCUGCUACGGGAGGCCCAAGGGUACGCCAGGUCGCGCAGUUCUCCCGUAUGACAGUGACACGUAUUGUUGAUGUGGCCUGGACCAAGCCAAAUGGUGAGCGCAUAGCCAUGGUAACGGAACGUAGAACCGUUCAUAUCCUGGAUCUGCCGACAAGCGCUUUCUCGUGGCCUCCUCCACGUCGCCGGGUCAGGCCGAGUGAGGCAACAAACUCGGUCUCGGAAGGAAAUUCCGCGGUCGCGAUCGCUUCCAAUGCCUUGAGCUCGGUUCGUGAAGUUGCUCGGCCACUCAUCAGCCGCCCACGCAGGACUAGUAGUAACGGACAGCUGGUAGGAUCUGGAAUUGGCGACUAUGCAACACAUGGUGGAAAGGUUAUCGCUGCAAGCAUCAGUCAUUCUCUCGGCAAAACUGGACAUGCCCUCAACCAGUUGAGGCACACUGGAGAAAACCGAGUGUCCCUACCAACCAGCAACUCCGCUCCAGGGGCGUCAUGCGUGACGUGGGUGACGGGCAAGAGAGGUCACUUGCUCUAUGUUCUGGGCAACGGCCUCGUACGCUCUUUCGCGGUUACGAACCGAAGGGCAUCUGGAGGCGAGAAACGGGCUCCACGACUUUCUAGGUAUAAGGAUGUGAAGGUUCCUUUGAUGCCGGACCUCUCCUUGGCAGCCCGCGCAAAGGCCUUCAUUGAUCAGGAAGAGUACUACGAGUUCACGGAGAGGGACCUCGAUGCGGGCAAUGAGACGAUGGUCCUCGAUCGACAUCGAGCAAUGGCAAAGGUAACCAAUCUCGCCAUCCGGUCAUCGAUCCCCCAGGCGGAGAUAGAGUCCAGUGCGCCGUAUCAACCCUUCCACACUGAUCGGCGUGUUGCCCUAUACGAGCUUGAAGACGGGUCGGGCGUAGCAUCUCUUGACGACUCGGUUGUUGAGCCUGGUCAGAAGAAAAAGAAGGGCCCGCGAACUUCACUACCCGAACAUGACAACUCACAGUCAGGAGCCUUGCAGGCAUGGGCUUUCGGCGGCAGAAUCCAAGGAAGAAAGCUGAAUUUGGGAUUGCACCAGUUGGUUGAGGACGACUUCAUGUCCAACGACGAUCUGAGGGCUCUGCCUCCUUCAGCGAUGGAACGAGUCCUGGAACGGGACGGGGACACAGACCAAGUCGUUGUCACGACGCGUAGGAAGCGUGGGGUUUCCCGGUUGACGGCCCAGGACUAUGACGGAUUCUUUGAGGAUGAUUGCGAGGUGCUCGAUUUUGCGGACCAGCGGGUCUGA